GGGGGGGUGGGGGAGGUGGGUCCGUGGGACAGCGAGCGGACAGGGAUGGGACGGGACAGGGACAGGUGGUGCCUGGCCCUCAGGGCGUGCGUCCUGCUGGCCGUGCUCUGCGUCUGCGUCCACCUGUACCUGGGACGUCCCGGCGGGCGGGGAGGCCAGGUGCGCCCGGACGGCGGGGGGACCCCCCGGGUGACCGCGGGAGGAGGAGGAGGAGGAGGAAGAGGAGGAGGAGAUGGAGGGGCCCUGGGGCCGAACAGCGAGGACGGGGCGCUGAAGAGGCAGGUGACCUACGUCAGGACCCCGAAAAGGGAUGCGGGCGCGGACGGAGGGGCGCCACCCGGAGGCGAGCACCCCACGGCCUGCUGCCCGCCGCUGCACCCGCACAGGAAGGUCCCACGCUGGCGCAUUGACUUGCAGCCCUGGGCAGCUCCUAGCCACGCCUUGGAGGAAGAAGCACUCCGAUUUCUGAACUACAUACAGACGCCUCAUGUGUCCUGUGGAGGCCCCCUGGGGGCGGGGCUGCCCGAGGGCCGCCGCCCCCCCGAGACGGGGCAGCCCUGGCGGGUGUGCCUGGACGAGCGGUUCAGCCUGGCCCAUCGCAUCGGGAGCAAGCACUGCCGGGUUUACUCCCUGGGGCUGGGCAUGGCGGACAAGCGGCUGGAGCUGAGCCUGGCGGGGGCGGGGUGCGAGGUGCACUGCUUCGACCCCAGCAUCAAGCAGCCGCACCUGCAGGACUCCUCGCGCAUGUGGCUCCACCGCAUCUCCGUGGACUGGCGCGACCCCAACCCCGCCAUCCCCGCCCACCAGCAGCGCGGCAGCACCAAGAAGCUGGCCGCCAUCCUCAACGACUUCGGGCACCGGAAGAUCGACGUGCUGAAAGCGGACAUGGAGAGCGCCGAGUGGAAGAUCCUGGAGAACCUGAUCCUGGAGGACGUCCUGCAGGAGAUCGGGCAGCUGCUGCUGGAGGUGCACCUGCACUGGCCCGGGUUCGAGGUGAGCGGGGACGACAGCACGGUGGUGCGCUACUGGUACAGCCUGCUGCGGGAGCUCCAGCGACAUCACUUCCUGCUCUUCUACAGCCACUGUGACAUCACCAAGCCCCGCCUCUUCUUGCACAAGAACCUCUUCAACGCCAGCAGCUCCUAUACUCUAGGCUGGGUCAACACCAGGUGGAAGCCCCAGUAGAGACUGGCAUGGGCGGUGUCCCCAGAGCAUGCUGGGAGAUGUAGUCUAACCAGGCUGCUCAGAGGCGAUCAAUGGGAAACUAUUGCUACUGCAGGCACUACAUUUUUUUAAAAUUAAUCUUAGUGAACAUAUUUUCUCAAAGACUGCAUGAGCAGUGAAGAAGUCAAAUUAAUUUGACACUGAGUGUGUACCGCACCUCGAGCAUCCUGGGCGACGUAGUCCAAACAGGCUGCUCAGAGGAGAUCAAUAGGAAACGAUUAUGCCGUUUUUCCUUCAGGCACUACAAUAAUUUUUAGUAUUGAUCCUGGCCCACGUUUUCAUCAAGUAUGCAUGAGCAGCGAAGAAAAACACAAUUUGACACCGAGGACACACGACGCCUGAAGCAUGCUGGGCGAUGUAGUCCAAACAGGCUGCUCAGCGGGGAUCAAUAGGAAGCAGUGUUAUUCAGCUUUAGGCACUAUACUUUUUUUUUCUUUGUAUUGAUCAGGGUAUACAUUUUUCAGGUAUGCAUGAACAGUGAUGAGAAUAAUUAAAAUGAACCUGACGCCACCGAGUGUGCACAGUACGCACUCCAUCAUCCACAACUAUGCAGAGAUGAGGAAAACACAACACUGAACAUUUUUAAUCACCUGUGAAAUUAUAUACAUAAAUAUAUAUAACGGUCUUCGCCAUCUCAGCAGGCAUUUCAAACCUAAAGAUUUUCUAGGGGCUGGUCAGCCAUUCAAAGCGUCACCCGUGUACCCCCCUCCCCCUCCCCCUCCCCCCACAGGCUUCAAGGGCCUUUGUGGAAAUCAUUUGUAAAUAAUGGAAAGAAACACUUCAUUUUUGGACAGAAAUUAUUCGGGAGGCUACAGUGGAACGUUUCUUCAGAACGGAGGGAGAUCUCUGGGAAAUCUUCGAUUAAAGAAGCCGACUCAUCCAUCUUCCUCCUCCGAGAGACUCGAAGGCCGUUCUUCAUAAAAAAUAAAACUGAGAAAAAAGAUUUCGAAUCCCAAAAGAGACGCGACGCCUAUUUUAAUCACCCUGUUCUCACAUCGGCCCCCCCCCCCCACAGCCCCCCCCCCCCCCCCCCCCCCCACCCCCACAGCCUCCAACACCCUUCCGUUUCCGAGAUUUUUUAACUACCGCGUAGUUAGGAAUCGUCAGAUUUAUUAAAAUUUAAUCAGUGGGAUUGCGCUCUCUUUCCCUUUGGAAAUCAUCGAUCCCAAACAAACGUAUACUGCUUUCGGUUUCAUUAAAAAGGGGGGGGGGGGGGGGGGGGGGGGGGGGGGUUAAAUUAAGACGUUCAUUUCAGCGCUGAAGCCAGCGUUGCUGGUUAAUUAAUGAGAAGAAGAACCAGCAUCCCACAGAGAUCCGGGGAGACCAUCGAACCACCGGCAGUUUCCUCAAAGUAAGAGACCUGCUGCCUCACCGGCCUACUCCAUCGUUUGAAUGAUCAAAUGUCAAGCAGAUUCAACCCCCCCCCCCCCCCCACCCACCCACCCAGUGCUCUAUGCCAUGCAUCUUUAAGUAUCCAGAGAUCUUCUGUUACUUUAGAGGAUUAAGAACCAAAUCAUUUUAGAGACCCGGUGUUUCAUUUAAAAAAAACCUUUGGUGUUGCAUAGAACUUGGGGGGGUUUGGAGGUGAGGGUCACUAUGAGUUAAAUCCAUUUAUAAUACUUGGGAUUUGUUCCCAUUUCUGUUGAAAGGUCAACAAACGGAGCACAUUAAUAAAAAAAAAAUGAAGCACA
Molecule: messenger RNA, 2915 nt
Organism: Anguilla anguilla (European eel)
Lineage: Eukaryota; Metazoa; Chordata; Actinopteri; Anguilliformes; Anguillidae
Gene: mettl24
Product: methyltransferase like 24
Exons: 5
Coding region: 46-1185 (379 amino acids)
Source: RefSeq, a predicted model, not a curated record